Molecule: messenger RNA, 660 nt
Organism: Fulvia fulva
Lineage: Eukaryota; Fungi; Ascomycota; Dothideomycetes; Mycosphaerellales; Mycosphaerellaceae
Exons: 2
Coding region: 1-660 (219 amino acids)
Molecular function (GO): protein binding
Source: RefSeq, a predicted model, not a curated record
AUGGCUCCCGAAAACAACCCAAACAAACGCGCAAUGCUCGACUUCGACGCCUACAUUACCGUCCUCGUCGGCAAGGAAGAGAAGUCCUACAUGGUCCACGAAGGCGUCAUCACCAACCACUCGCGCUUCUUCCGAGCUGCGUGCUCCGGCCAGUUCAAGGAGGCACAAGAGCGUGUGGUGUGUCUGCCAGAGACCGAUCCAAAGCUCUUCAGUGCCUACCUUCAACACGUCUACACCGACCGAGUCGUGAUCAUGGCACCAGAAGAGGCAGCCGCUGACAAGGCUGGAACCAGCCAAUACAUAAAGCUGUCCGAGCUAUACGUCCUAGCCGACAAGCUUGACGAUCUACGCUUGCGCAACGACAUCGUCGACUGCACCAUCCAAUUGGAGGCUGCAGUCAAGACACUACCGAGUCCGGCUGCGAUUCGGAUUGCCUACGAGGAGGUCCCAGAGAGCUGUCUGCUUCGCAAGCUUAUGAGAGACUUCUACACGUGCAAAGCGCAUGGUAAGUGGCUGCAGAAGAGCAGGAGUAAGCUUCCAGCCGACUUCAUCUUCGGCGUUGCCUGUUCCGUUCGGGAGGGACCAUCGCCUCGGACGAGACCGCGGUGCGAGUACCAUGAGCAUAGCGAUGAGCAUCCGAAGUGUUCUGAGGAAGAGUGA